This is a messenger RNA of Theobroma umbraticum, 2024 nucleotides long. Its product is annotated as cyclin-dependent kinase C-1-like. Gene Ontology annotation, cellular component: cyclin-dependent protein kinase holoenzyme complex; nucleus. The record is from RefSeq and is a predicted model, not a curated record. Gene Ontology annotation, biological process: protein phosphorylation; positive regulation of transcription elongation by RNA polymerase II. NCBI's taxonomy places the organism in Eukaryota, Viridiplantae, Streptophyta, Magnoliopsida, Malvales, Malvaceae. Gene Ontology annotation, molecular function: RNA polymerase II CTD heptapeptide repeat kinase activity; ATP binding.
ACGGCCUUUUGGGCCUUGGCAUGAGUUUACAUAAACCAAAAAAAUGAAGAAAAGAAACACAGGGUUAAUGGCAUUUAGGCAAUUGGCAAUCGGUGGCAUGAAAGAAAAUUGAGAUCCUCUGCGCUGCUUCUAGCUUUCGUUCCUGCUGCUGCUGCUGGUGGCCGUCGUGAAGGAGUCGGAGUUUGUCCUUUGGGGUAUUGGAGAUUCUGUCGCUGCCUUGUGAUUAAUAAUCAUCAAUCAUCAAGAAUCAAUCGAAAGUAUCAGAUGGCCAUAGCAGGGGCAGGGCAGCUUAAUCUGAACGAGUCGCCUUGUUGGGGAUCCAGAAGCGUGGAUUGUUUCGAAAAACUCGAGCAGAUUGGCGAGGGCACCUACGGUCAAGUUUACAUGGCGAAGGAAAUAAAGACCGGUGAAAUUGUUGCUUUGAAGAAAAUUCGCAUGGACAAUGAGAGAGAAGGAUUCCCGAUAACUGCAAUACGUGAAAUUAAAAUUCUGAAGAAGCUACACCAUGAGAAUGUAAUUAAGCUCAAAGAGAUUGUCACUUCUCCUGGUCCAGAGAAGGACGACCAGGGUAGACCAGAUGGUAAUAAAUAUAAAGGUGGAAUUUACAUGGUUUUUGAAUACAUGGAUCAUGAUUUGACUGGCCUUGCUGAUCGACCUGGGAUGAGAUUUUCAGUUCCCCAAAUUAAGUGCUACAUGAGGCAACUUCUUACAGGGCUUCACUAUUGUCAUGUAAAUCAAGUACUUCACCGUGAUAUCAAAGGCUCUAAUCUUCUCAUAGACAAUGAGGGUAACCUCAAGCUUGCAGAUUUUGGGCUUGCCCGCUCAUUCUCAAAUGAUCACAAUGCAAAUCUCACAAAUCGUGUUAUUACUUUAUGGUACAGACCUCCAGAGCUCCUUCUUGGAGCAACAAAGUAUGGUCCUGCAGUUGAUAUGUGGUCUGUUGGUUGUAUAUUUGCUGAGCUCUUGCAUGGGAAGCCUAUUUUUCCUGGAAAAGAUGAGCCAGAACAAUUAAAUAAGAUAUUCGAGCUGUGUGGAGCACCAGAUGAAGUCAACUGGCCUGGGGUUUCUAAGAUUCCUUGGUAUACCACCUUCAAGCCAACAAGGCCAAUGAAGAGACGUCUCCGAGAAGUUUUUAGGCAUUUUGACCGUCAUGCUUUGGAAUUGUUGGAGAGGAUGUUGAUGCUUGAUCCAUCUCAGAGAAUAUCCGCCAAGGAUGCACUUGAUGCUGAGUAUUUCUGGACAGACCCAUUGCCUUGCGAUCCAAAGAGCUUGCCAAAAUAUGAAUCAUCACAUGAGUUCCAAACGAAGAAAAAGCGGCAGCAACAGCGACAACAUGAAGAAAAUGCAAAGCGUCAGAAACUACAGCAUCCACAACCUCACACCCGCCUUCCACCUAUUCAGCAGUCUGGGCAAGCACAUGCACAGAUGCGGCCAGGACCUAACCACCCAUGCAUUUCUCAACCCCCAGUUGCUGCAGGGCCUAGCCACCAUUAUGGGAAGCCUCGUGGACCUGCAGGUGGGCCUGGUAGGUACCCCCCAAGUGGAACCGGUGGGGGGUACAAUCACCCAAAUCGUGGUGGUCAAGGCGGCGGUGGAGGUUAUAGCAGUGGCCAAUAUCCACACCAAGGACGGGCCCCACCAUAUGGCUCAAGUAGUAUGCCUGGCGCUGGUCAGGGUGGUGGGGGUAGUGGUUAUGGAGUUGGAGCUCAAUACUCUCAAGGUGGUCCGUAUGGUAGUUCUGGAGCUGGACGUGGCUCUAACAUGAUGGGUAACCGCAAUCAACAGUAUGGCUGGCAGCAGUGAUGUUGUGAUUUGGUAAUUAUGUAAUCAGUAGCACGGUAUCAUGUAUUGAUGAUUAGAAAAGAAGCUUGUUUUGUUGUCCAAGGAAAUUGCCGUAAAAAAGACUGAUGAGCACUUGUGAAUGCUGGCUAGUUUUGUCCUCUGACUAGCUUGAGUUAUUGAGUAUAUGAUUUUGCCAUUAUUAAGUGUCAGCAUGGCUGACUUUGCUCCCAUUCUUAAUAUUA